AUGGCUUCUUCUUUUCCUCUUUAUCAAUUAACGCCUUGUUUCUUCUCAAAAACCCAGUUCCAAGGUUUGCACCAUAGCUAUUUGUGGCGACCUAUGUUUGGCUCUUGUGCUCAAAACAAACUGCGACCUGUUAAACCUUCGGUUCAUGCUGCCCCGUUUCCCUUGCUUCAGCCUCUCACAGCUGAAGAUUCAUCUUCUGAGUUGGAGCCUGUGGAUCCUGAUUUCUACAAGAUAGGAUUUGUCCGAAGCAUGCGAGCUUAUGGAGUUGAUUUUAAGCAAGGGCCAAAUGGUUUUGGUGUGUAUGCUUCUAAAGAUGUUGAACCUCUUCGCCGAUCAAGGGUUAUAAUGGAAAUUCCUCUUGAAUUGAUGCUAACAAUAAGCAAGAAGCUCCCAUGGAUGUUUUUCCCUGAUAUAAUUCCUCUUGGUCAUCCAAUAUUUGAUAUUAUCAACUCGACACAUCCAGAGACAGAUUGGGAUUUAAGAUUAGCCUGCCUUCUCUUGUUUUCAUUCGACUGCAAAGACAACUUUUGGCAGUAUUACGGUGAUUUCUUACCAAGUGCAGAUGAAAGUACUAGCUUACUUCUAGCUACAGAGGAGGAACUUUUGGAGCUGCAGGAUCCCGAUCUUGCUUCUACAAUUAGAAUUGAGCAACAACGAGUUUUAAAUUUCUGGGAGAAGCACUGGCAUAUUGGUGCGCCCCUAAAAGUGAAACGUCUUGCUCGUGAUCCUAAAAGGUUCAUUUGGGCAGUGGGAAUGGCACAGUCAAGAUGUAUCAACAUGCAAAUGAGAAUGUGUGCACUAACUCAGGAUGCAAAUAUGCUGAUUCCUUAUGCCGAUAUGCUGAACCAUUCAUUUGAGCCAAAUUGUUUUUUCCAUUGGCGGUUUAAGGACAGGAUGCUUGAGGUUCUUAUAAAUGCUGGACAACAGAUUCGAAAAGGAGACGAGAUGACAGUUGAUUACAUGAGUUCACAGAAGAAUGCCAUGUUAAUGCAAAGAUACGGAUUUUCCUCGCCAGUGAAUCCUUGGGAUGUGAUCAAAUUCUCGGGAAAUGCACAAAUCCAUUUGGAUUCCUUCUUGUCAGUUUUCAACAUAUCAGGCCUUCCUGAAGAGUAUUAUCGUAAUGAAGUUCUAUCGAAUGCCGGAGAUACUUUUGUUGAUGGAGCAGUCAUAGCCGCAGCGCGAACAUUGCCAACAUGGUCAGUUGGAGACGUGCCUCCAAUCCCAAGCGAAGAAAGGAAGGCUGCAAAGGCAAUACAACAAGAGUGCAAACGAAUACUUGCAGAAUUUGCUACCACCUCUAAGCAAGACCAGAAAUUGUUAGAUGCUUCACCGGAAGCUACGAGAACGCUUGAAGCUGCAAUAAAGUAUAGAUUGCACAGGAAAUUGUUAUUGGAAAAAGUUAUGCUUGCAUUGGAGAUCUAUCAUGAGCAAUUACUCUUCUGA
Molecule: messenger RNA, 1443 nt
Organism: Vicia faba (fava bean)
Lineage: Eukaryota; Viridiplantae; Streptophyta; Magnoliopsida; Fabales; Fabaceae
Source: the annotation of a GenBank genome assembly